UUUACAAACCGGACUCGAUUAGGUGGGGACAGCUCUAAGCUUAUAAGACAGCGGAGCACAGCCCCCCGGGACCAAUAGUCGCGAAACCUUGAUUGCGCCGCGUGUAAACGAGCCGCGAAUUGCUCGACGACGACGCGCGCUGAUAAAACCGGGGAGAGAGACCGAGACGACGAGAUCGGCCAACGUUAUCUCUCGCUCGAUUCGCACGCCGAUCCCACGAUUCACGAUACUCGCGGUGGUGACAGUGAUUAUCUCGCCUUGUGGUACAUACUCGCGCUGAUCCUCGCGCAGAUACCGUCUUCCUCUUUACUAGAGACUUCGGAGGACAGGGGCUGCCGGAGAACGCUCCGCGAAGGGGGCAGCUCAGUUUCUCGGCUUGGUUCACGGGAUAAUUACCGGAGGAAGGGACUUCGGAUCGUACGAUAAAGAGGAUCAAGGGAAUGACGGGAAGGUCCAGCGCGAAACGGACGGGCUUGUGUCUGCUGACACUGUUAUUAUUCUGCCUCUCCAACGGCAACGUCCUGGUCGUCGGAGACCCGGGCCCGAUACCGUCCGAGUUGCUCUACAGCGAGGCAUUCCUUAACAACGCCGAGAAUUUGAUUUUGAUGAAGAAGCUAAAGCAGGUGAUAGAAGAGAAGAAGAACGUAGUCGAGAGGGAGAAGGAGCUAGACGACAUGCAGAUCAUGAUCGAAUCGGUCCUCGAGCCAAGGAUAAAGGACAAGCCCUCGACGAGAGUGGAUUACUCGGCUGAAGAAUUUCGGACGCCGAACACCGUCAUGAGGCAGACGCAGCGCGAAGGGAAACGCACUCCGCUCACUUAUACGAUGCUGUGCCACUUCAAGAUCUGCAACAUGGGUCGCAAGCGGCAGCUGCACAAAUAGGCCGGGCACGCGGACCGUUCGCGGACCGGCGAAAAUGAUUGAGCCUCUCCGCACCCUCCGCCUCGGACGACCAAGCGAAACACGCGCGCCAACCGGAAAGAACUCCAGAACGGGAACGGGCAGCACGCCGCGAACCACCGGGAGAGAACGUCGCGACGUCGCGCAGCGAAGAUCAUCGUCAAAGUCGCCGUCUUCGUUUCAUGCAUCGAUCGAACGAAGAAGAUUCGAAUUUGCCUAAAAGAUGUCCGAACUGCGGCCAACGACGCCACGGGGACGCCGAGGAUUCGCCGAGGAUGCCGCGGAUCGCCGCCAUAUUGGAUACUCCGGCGCCACCUCGAGAAUUCCUCGAGGCAUUUCUCUAAUUUGCGAUCUUGGACGUCGACGAAAAAUUGUCUGGCCGAAUCUGCGAGGCUGAUACGUGUAAUUCAGAUUCUCUUUGCUGUAUCGGAGAUGAAACAGUCUCGCGAAUUCGUCGCGGCGGUUCCGCGCUGAGGAUCGCCGCCAUAUUGGAGAUAGGAAUGCGCGAAAGCCUCGGCGAAUCCUUCGUCGCUCCGCGAACGUCUCUUCCCCGUUGGGAGAGCCGCGAACCGAAUCCCGCCGGAGAUGUAAAUAAUGUAUUGUCGCGGCCGGACCCGUCUGCAUCACUUCCGGGCUGAGGAGCAGGGGGCGUUCUCCGACUGGCUCGGAAACGCGUCCCCGAUCGUCGAGAGAAACGGGAGAUGGGCGAAACUUUUCAUCCGGCGCGAUAGCUUCGAGUAAUAGAAUAAAUAUAUUUUUGUCUGUUAUUCUUGUACGGAAGUCGGUGUGCCGGGGGACUCGCAAGUUCUCGGUUAGUUUGACAACGGUAUACACUCGGGUAACGAAGAAACCUUAAUUAGAUCAAAUUCCGAUUUCCUAUAACUUCGGCUACCAUUGAUGAAGGUUGAUUGUUCAAAUUUGCUUCUCUUUUCUUUGCUUUCUUCGACGAGCUCGCUUGUUUCGGUGAGCUACCGGUGAACAAAGGUCUGUCGGACGAUAUUAAUUACAUCACAGUGAGUAAUAGACGAUUUCUAUAGACGACCGACGAAAUUGAGCGGUUUACGAGCCGCGACGAACGCUGAAACAAAGCGAACGUCAAUUGGCUCGAUUCGAGCGAGAUAAUUGCUCGGCGAAAGAGGAUGACGGAAACCAGACGAGAACCCGCGACUCCGCCCCGGCGUCGUAGGUGCGAACGAAAGAUAGUAUUCCCCGUUGAACGAAUCGUUCGCCGACGCGACGAGAUCUAUCGCCCCGCGGUCGAAAGUUUCGCCGAUCCCCGAGAGCGGAUGACAGAGCGCGCGUGUGUUUCGCUUCUAGUAUUCCACAGUAUAAUCGUUUGAUCCGGUAAUCGAGGACACUGCAUUCACGCCGAGAAUCGUGAAGCGGCGUCUUGAACGGGGAGAAGGGAAAUAUCGGAAACCAAAGAAACAACGAUCCUCCGCGAGUGAAGUGUCCCCGACCAGUGCCAUUUGACAGAGAAUCGAAAUGGCGAAUAGGUAUUUAUUCGUUAGCUUUAAGCGAGAAGGGUGCACGGGCCGAGGGUACACAGUGUUCUCGAGAACUGUCCUCGUCGAGCGAACGAGAGAAACUAACAGGUCGAAGGAAGAGAAAAAUAAAAAAAAAUAGAGAGAGAGGGAGCGCGAACGAAUUGCAAAGGAAAGUCUUUUUUAAGUGAAUUUUCUUCCUUUCUGUUGCAUGCGCCUUGGAACCUUCUAUCCUCAAACAUGGCUGAUCAUUGGCGGGAUAAAAAAAAGUAUUCUACCGCGGUUGGGAUGUUCUUCCUGGCAUUGUUUCAAGAAAAAUGAGAAAUACGUGUUUUAAUAGAGGCAGAGAGAGAGAGAAUAAAAGAGAGAGACAGGAAAAGAGAGGCCGCCUGCACCCUUCGAGCAAUUAUUUAUAAUCGUUUCGCGAGGAGAAACGUGUAAAGCGUUCACGUAGCCUUUUUAUGCGCCCCUUUUUAUUUAUUUAACCCUAUCGACCCCCUCGCCAGCCCCAUUUUAGCGUAACCCGAUAUUUUCGAAGCGUAGAUCGACGAUCACCGCGGUCGACGGUCCGUUUCCGUUGAAGAUCGCACCCCGUCGCAACAAUGGCGUCACGCCGGUGAAAAGUCGGAAAAGCGGUAGGUGUAGAAAUUUGUGAAAUUUCCAUCUAAUUUGCAUUUCACAUUAUCGACAACUUAAUCUAGACUUUUAUGCAUCCAUGGGAAAUUUGGAAGUGCAAAAUUUGACAGAAUGCGUACGACACAAAGUAAUAUGUUCUACUGCUUUUCAUGACGUUUGAUAGGGAAGAUGAUUUUCCAUUGUAUUUCUGCUUUUCUAAUGAAGUUCUCAAAAAUUUCAAUUUGCAAAUAUCCGCUAAUGAGACCUUUUUUCUUCAACAUUGGAACUACCGGAUGGGUCGAAAUGAUUCCAGAUUUAAUUUCUUCCAGUUGUUCGACAGAUGACAAAUGCUUUUCUGAAGUACUAGAGAAACUCGUUUAACGAUACAAGUCUCAAUAAUUGCACUGUUCAGGUGUCUACGGAAUUUUAAAAAGAAUUUAAUGUUAAUUCUUUCUUAAGCUUAACACGUUCGCUACCAGCGUCACAUAUUUAACGGUCGUAAUCCUAUAUUUUACAUAAUGAAAAUGAAAUGAAUCCUAUAGAUAUUGUUAUUACAAAUGAUAAACUACAUUAUAUUUAGCAACUCAAUGACUCGUUUCAGUUUCAUCCUUCCAAUACUUUGUUUAGAUUUAUUGGAUUGAAGGAAAUAUUAUAAUUGAGAUCGUCAUCGAAAUAAGCGCUGCUAGCGGACGCGUUGUCAGUAGUCAUCACCCAGUAUGAAAAAGAUACAAACAUUUAAAUAAAAAGGCUACAAAUUUUCUAAGGCAGCAACCCCACUAAUUUGAACUACUGGAAGUCACGUGACGAACGUUGCGACGAGGGUAAAUCCCUAACCUCAACAGGUCACGCGAUCGAAUGACCGUUCGUCGAAUUGUAUUUCCUACCGAUACUUUCUUCAACGCUAUUUAUCAUUUAAAUACAUUGUACACGCAUGUCUCCAGCAACCCCUGUCGUCGUGAUUCGGUGCCACGCCAUAUUUGAAAUCUCGCUGUAUUAUAACGAACCCGGAGAACACGUGACCCCCAAGAAACCCCUUAGUUAAAAUCGGAUCGAACGAGAACAGUUCAUCGUUUCCCCCGUUCGGUGUUGAAAUCGUUUGGGAAACGUCGCAGUCGUUCCACGAUUCGUCGCGACAAUGUAUCACGCAACGAUAGCAGAGAAUAAAACGUGUAAACGUAUGUGCGUGUGGCGCUAAGCGCGUCCGUGAUUUUGUUUAUAAACACCCGAGACGCAGCGCAAUUGCAUCGAAAUAAAUCACGUGCGAACUGAUCUUGACACGAAAAACGUCGGCAGGCGGCUCUCUUUCCUAAUCUAUUUCUCUAUUAUUACUAUUAUCAUCAUUAUUUUCUCUUUUCAAUGAAACCGAUCGGAAGUACUCAUUAUCAUUUACUGACGUUUUGAAAUCAGAUUUUCGUUGCACGAAAAGUACGAGAUCGAACACGCCCCUAAUAUAACACGUGCUCCGAACACGUGACCAGUCGCGAGCACAAUACAGAUUCGGUCAUCCGUGUCAUAUUAAAAAUUGCAUUAUUAUUCAGUGCACACACUAAAUCACGGUUUUCCUUUCCAUCGAUAAAAUCACGAGUGGUUCUCAAGGCUGAAGAGAAGCGAGACCGGACGACAGUUCGUUUCGGAGUGCAUGCAUACGACAUAACCUCAAAUCCGCGCGAACAGCGUACUCGAAUUUUCAUCGGAACACUUACGAGCUGUCUGAACUUCUUCUGGAGCAGUCGACGCGCGUUCAUCCACCAUGCACGAAAUACAAAAAUCAGGUAGCGGUACUAUUCAAAAGAUGAAAUAAAUGUCACGGCCGGUUCGGAGCGGAUCACACGUCACGACAUCUUGACAGAACGGCGGGCAACUCGUAUCGACUCGAGCGUCACGGGUAACACCAUUUCCUGCUUCGACGAAUUAUCAGUAGCGAACGGGACGAGAGGAGAGUUGUAUCUUCGAGAUAAUUAACGACGACGUAAAUUAAGUGAUAGCUUUAUUCGCUUGAAAACGUAAGCGUAUAUUUUUAAAAAUGUUUCAUCGAUCACUCGACCUAGUGUUUCACAAAAUAUAUUUAUGUGGUGUUCUGCAGUCCGUGUGUACGAUAUUUCAGAUUUGCUUGUAAAGACAAUACUAUUUACAUUAUUUCCUCUUCUGUUUGUGCUUCUCUGGUUUCCCGUGUCUGUCUCCGGACCGGUCGCGAUCCCGCCUCUUCUUGUUACUGUGUCUCUCCUCGUGUCUGCCGUGUCGCGAACUGUCGCUGUCCGAGCUAGACGUGUCCCUGUUCUUUUUCCUUUUCUCGCUGUCGUAUUUUUUAUUGGACCGAUGCUCUUUGUGACUCUCCUUUUUACUUCGACCUUUGUCCCUGUGCCUGUCCCUGCUUCGAUCUUUGCUCCUGUGUUUCCUCUCCUUCUUGCGUCUGGACUCGUACUCGUAUUUUUCGCAGGAAUCGUCGCGAUACUUUCCUUCCCUGUAUUUCUCUUUCUCCGAGUACUUCCCUCCGUUACGGGAAUACUCGGAAUCCUCUUUCCUCGCCUCUUUCCUGCGCUCGUGUUUCCUGUGGUCCAGCACUUCCUCUUUGGUCCUCCUGUCAGUUUCUCUUCUGUACCUGACCUCGUCGAUACUGUCAUCUCUUCUCUGGUUUCUCGGUCCAGGCUUUUUCCGAUUUUCAUUAGCCGCGUCGUCCUUGUCAUCGAAGUACUGUAUCCCUUUUCCCUUACCCCUCCACCUCAUUUUGGCCACCGACUGCGAGAAGUCCACGUGUAUGCGACGGUCGUCGAUUAGCACGUUGUCCAUCUUGAAGUAAGCCUCCUCGCAGCUUUUCCGAUCGGCGAACUCUAUGAACGCGUACUGCAAAGAAUCUCCUGACUGACGAUCUCUGAUGACUUC
This is a messenger RNA of Nomia melanderi (Alkali bee), 5878 nucleotides long. RefSeq lists its product as uncharacterized. NCBI's taxonomy places the organism in Eukaryota, Metazoa, Arthropoda, Insecta, Hymenoptera, Halictidae. The record is from RefSeq and is a predicted model, not a curated record.